AUGGCUGAGGAAUUGCAACUGGCUUGGAUGGGAGAUUUCGACUCACUGAAACAGUUUGUCAGUGAAAAACUUAAUCUAAACGGCGAAUGGGUUAGUCCAGGAGGCGAUAAGAAAUUAUUUAAUGAUGGCUACAUAUCUAUUUCGUGGCGGAAAAAUAAGAAAGCCUUGCUGAUCGACGGCGAUGAUCGGGAAAAAUUUAAGAGUAAACUCUGCAGGAUGAUCUGUGCGAACGACUUCAACAAAGGGAAUAUGUGCGAAGAAACUAAGUCUGUGAAUGUUGAAUGCCGGUCCGCCUCUCCUAUCCUAUCCGAGCGCCGCUAAGCGAGCUAUCAACCGGGGUUGAAGGCAUUAAACUCGAUGUAACGAUAGCAGAGCGGGAAAUAGAAGUAAACAAGAGUGCUAUAAGCAAAGUUGAGAGCAAUCUACACGAGAUAAAUAGUGGUUACGAAGAUCUUCGUCUACAGUUCGAUGAAUACAAGAAAAUAACCGAAGUAUUAAUUCAGAGGGACAGGUUUCAACAUUCGACAACAUUUGAAUAUUCAAAUGUGAUCGAUAAAGUUAAACCAAGCGAAACUAAACGGUACCAAGAUGAA
This is a messenger RNA of Paramuricea clavata, 593 nucleotides long. The record is from the annotation of a GenBank genome assembly. NCBI's taxonomy places the organism in Eukaryota, Metazoa, Cnidaria, Anthozoa, Malacalcyonacea, Plexauridae.